AUGGUGUGCGUUAUUCAGACCAACGUAUACAAAUACCUAUGUUUUGUGGUGGUUUCAUCAUCAUAUACUCAAAUUUCCGAAGUGCUUUCUAACUCUAACGCUACGGAUGUACAAGGUAACUCUGGUCUUGGUGAUUUCGCUGGCAAAGAUAAUGGCUAUUGUCGUGGCAUGCAGCGCAGUUUCUUCAAAAAGAACAUCUUCGAUUUCGCUUCCCCAGAGUUCAAUAAUAUUGGCUGGCAAGAUGUCCUCAAUGGAGAGCUGUUUUGCGAUGGCUUUAACGAUAAAGAAGAAUACUCUAAUCUUGGUUACAAUACCGAUUAUAAAAGUGGUUAUAACCUCUCUGCUGCUCCAGAUACGUCCCGACAACGUUAUCAAGAAUUGCAGGGAAAAAAGGCUACUGCUGGAAUGUCCGAUAGAGAGCUUAAUUUGUACUUUGCUUGGAAAGAGCAACAAGAGAAGUGGUACGAAGAAGGUAUUGGAAAUGACGCUAAUCUUUCCUCUUUCAAUAAUCCAGAAGCUCCUGCCUAUAAUUCCGAACAAGGUUCUAUGAUGAAUGUUAUAAAUAGCGUUCUUCAAGGUACUAUGCAAAUAGCAAGCUUUGCUAACAAUCUCCAAUCUUCCGAGGUUGAUAGAGAAUUAGUGCGUCAAAAGGCUAUAAGUCAAGGCUUGGAAAACUCCAAACAAAUGUACCUUCUUGGCUUCGGUUACGAUUACAAUAAUGGCGAAGUAAACAAAUAUAGUUCACAUGCUAUAGGACUCCCAGAGAAUUCACGUAAUGGAAAAGCAUUUUUCAAAAUGCAGGAUACUAUUCCAUAUUUGGCGGAUACACCUUUUGCACACUUGACUUCUGGGCAGAUAGCAAAUCUUCAGUCUAGCGGUGAGACUUGCUCCGCCUUAAGUGGUCUUCCUGCGGAUAAACAAAAGGAAUUUGAAGAAAAGGUAUGGCCUUAUGUUCAACAGCAAAUGCUUGGUACGGUUGAAUACAAUCCGAAAACAAUUCAAGCGAAUUUAUCCGAACGUAUUAAGAAACUUGGUAUGCCAGAUUGGUUGCUGAAAUCUGCCAGACUGCGCUUGAAGGAUUUAUACUUAUGUCUAACAUGA
This is a messenger RNA of Cylicocyclus nassatus, 1101 nucleotides long. Lineage: Eukaryota; Metazoa; Nematoda; Chromadorea; Rhabditida; Strongylidae. The record is from the annotation of a GenBank genome assembly.